Molecule: messenger RNA, 19841 nt
Organism: Coregonus sp. 'balchen'
Lineage: Eukaryota; Metazoa; Chordata; Actinopteri; Salmoniformes; Salmonidae
Source: the annotation of a GenBank genome assembly
AUUCUUCAUGCCAGGGACUGCUGUAGCCCCAGCACGGAUAAUAGCAGAGGACACCUGACCUGAGGUAAUAUCACAUUAUUAUAUGUUUUGAAAUGUAAUGUACUUGCAUUAUAUUGGCUUUAUUAUUAUAGAUUAUUAUCCUUUUGUAAUUUAUUUCAUAGAAUUGUAAUAUAACAUCUCUUCAUAAAGUCCUCAAUGUAUGUUGUAUGCACAUUAAUUUCACAUUCAAUUACAUUUUUCAGUCUUGUGCUUCAUAUGUUAUUGAUUUCUUCAUCUGCUAUGAUAUCUUGUCAAUAUUUUAUUCUCAAGUUAGCUCAUCUCUCACCCCAAACUGUUUGCAUAGUCAGUGUACUCAUAUGAAAUGAGAAUGUAUCCUUUUUUGCAGAUAAGCAAAUGGAUCAUCAGGAGCUAAAAGAACCCAUGAAGGUCUCACUCAUUAAAGGUAGCACAAACCCUCUCUUUAUUCUUAUUACAUGUAAUUGGACAGAGUGUAGUAACUGACCGGGAUCUGUUGGAUCAGUUCUGAUGUCUCUAACCAGUCACCUCCUAUUCUAUUACUGACUUGUGCAAGUCAUUCCAGACCUCAUUGCCGAGUGUGGAGGAAAGGGUCAAAGAGAGGGAGACUUUGUGAAGGAAAGACUGGGUGUGGAAACAGGACAUUUAAGAGCUCACAUUGCUAUAUAAGGCAUUGUGCUUAUGGCCACAGUUCUCUGGUUUCAAGUGGAAUCAAACCGUAAUCUGAAGGAGCCUCUAAUACAUUAGGGAUCAACUUAAAUGACUGUUAAAUGACAGUAUUGACAUUUAGGUUGACAGGAAUGACAACCUAUUCUAACAAGAGAAUAACAUUUGAGAGAGGACACUGGAGUAGCUUGUGUAUGUUCCUGAGGCAUGUCUGUGAGUGAAUCAAUUGUGCAUGAUCAAUUAAUUAGUAAUGCUACUAAUUAGUAAUGCUACGUAGGCUAUACAGAACACAUUGGCUAUUCACCAUAACAACAAUAACACAUUUUACCUUAGGGUUAUCAUUUUUCACAGUUUAUAGUGUAAAUCUCAUCAGAGCUUUAUAACGAAGUUAUCCUUUUAACAUACAAAUCAUUACACCUGCAGUAUAUUCUGUAGCUCCGUGUAGCUCAGUUGGUAGAGCAUGGCGCUUGCAACGCCAGGGUUGUGGGUUCGAUUCCCACGGGAGGCCAGUAUGAAAAAUGUAUGCACUCACUAACUGUGAGUCGCUCUGGAUAUGAGCGUCUGCUAAAUGAUGUAAAUGUAAUCCAAAGCAUCAGGCAUUUUUUUGUGAGUGUAAAUGUAUACAAAUACAGUACAGGUCAGGGAAUCAUGAUGACUCUGACUCAGUUUUGAAUGGCUGCCACUUUCAAUGGUAACAGGUUUAGACAUUAGGGAAGAUGGAGCAUGACAGCUAUACCCUUUAGCAUGAUGAGAUGUAAAAAUAGAAAAAGGGUUAGAAGGAUUCUCAUUAUGUUCAUUCUGUGGUGCCUAUGAGGCAAUAUAAUGGUCGACGAACCAGCAAGUAUGAGAGAUAUUUUUAGAUGCAGAAAGGAAUAUUCCAUGGUUGUGUUUUUUCAUCCGGCAUCAUUUGAUGACACCAAAUAUCCUAAGAAGUAAUGGCCGACCACGGUGUGUCAGUGAAGAUAAACCUUUAACAUAGGGGUGUCAAACAAAUGUUUCUCCGGGGGCCGCAUUUGGUUUUCAACGAGGUCCAGAGGGCCGCACUGAAAAUUUGUUAUAUUUCCUCGCUGUCAAAAUUUGCAUAAAAUAGUCCUUAACCGUUUUUUGAAUUUUCUAAGCUCCCUGACUGUCUAGCUUUCAUUUCGGUGAUUAUUAGCGAGCUGAACACAGUCAAGAAACGGUAUGGUAGGUCCAUUAUAAUUUCUACACAGUUUCGAUUUGGUUUUAGUUAUUUUAUAGUAUAUAGAGUUUUUUAUUAGUUUUUGUUGUUGCAAGGAAGGCCGUAUGUUUGACACCCCUGCUCUAAGACAUCCUGUCUCUAUUAGACACAUUCUCACACACACAGCCUCUCUCUCUUUCCCUCUCUCUUGCUAUCUCUCUCAGUUUCUCUCAUGCUCAUUUAGCUAUUUACAGACAUACACACACACGCACACACAAACACACUCUCUCUCUCAGAUAGAGGCCAGAGCAAUCCUCCCUGUCCUCACACACAGCAGGAGGUCAUGUGCCUGAGCGGGGGGGCGGGGGGGCGGGGGGGGGGGGGGGGGGGGGGGGGCACCAGCCUCCAGCAGACUCUAAACACUGCUUCGUUUAUGGACAUUUAUUAGCAUAACUAACAUCUCUGAUUAGUUCUCUGGUUUGAUGUCAAAGCUAAUAUUCCACAGCAACGUUUGCACGUGUGUAUUUAAAUGAGCUAGCGAGUGUGAGAGGUUGUGUGUGCAUGUCUGUUAUCUGAAACACCCAUAUUGUUAGUUUCUGCACUGAUACAGUGUCUGCCACAGUGAUGUCAUAGCCCUCUGAUAUCUCCAUUUAAGGUGCACAGGCUUUGAAACUGUGAGAGAUGUGAUUGUUUUGAGGGUACAUCACAGGGCUUGACUACUAUAAGUGCCCACUAAUAUAAGGGGACACCUAUAUGUGAGUUCAGAUGACAUUAUUAAUUAGUCUAUUUUUGGGAUGUAAUUAGUUUAUGUAAAAGUCCCAUUUUUGGUUGUCUUGGGAAAUUAUCUCACAUUUCAUCCAUGGCUAAAUUUAAUCUGUUGGCAGGGAGUGGGGAGGCAAAAAAGUCCAGAGAGUCAGACAUUCAGUCAAGUUUGACAUUAGCUUUGGAAUCUCGCAAAGGCCUAACAAGGGUCACAGAAAGUACCAGACCACAUGUUGAACUACACUGGCUAAUGUCAGUCAUCUAUACAUUUGUAAGAAUAUUUGUCCUCAUUUGCCCCUACUGUAUGUGCAUUCGGAAAGUAUUCAGACCCCUUGACUACAGCCUUAUUCUAAAAUUGAUUAAAUCGUUUUUUCCCCUCUUCAAUCUACACACAAUACCCAAUAAUGUGAAAACAAGGUUUUAGAAAUAAAAAACAGAAAUACCUUAUUUACAUAACUACUUUGCUAUGAGACUCGAAAUUGAGCUUAGGUGCAUCCUGUUUCCAUUGAUCAUCCUUGAGAUGUUUCUACAACUUGAUUGGAGUCCACCUGUAGUAAAUUCAAUUGAUUGGACAUGAUUUGGAAGGCACACACCUGGCUAUAUAAGGUCCCACAGUUGACAGUGCAUGUCAGAGCAAAAACCAAGCCAUGAGGUUGAAGGAAUUGUCUGUAGCUCCGAGACAGGAUUGUGUCGAGGCACAGAUCUGGGGAAGGGUACCAAAACAUAUCUGCAGCAUUGAAGGUCCCCAAGAACAUAGUGGCCUCCAUUGUUCUUAAAUGGAAGAAGUUUGGAACCAAGAUUGAACUCUUUGGCUUGAUUGCCAAGCGUCACAUAUGGAGGAAACCUUUCACCAUCCCUACAGUGAAGCAUGGUGUUGGCGCAUCAUGCUGUGGGGACGUUUUUCAGCAGCAGGGACUGGGAGACUAGUCAGGAUAGGGGGAACGGAGCAAAGUACAGCGAUAUCCUUGAUGAAAACCUGCUCCAGAGCGCUCAGGACCUCAGACUGGGGUGAAUGUUCUUCUUCCAACAGGACAACAACCCUAAGCACACAGCCAAGACAAUGCAGGAGUGGCUUCGGGACAAGUCUCUGAAUGUCCUUGAGUGGCCCAGCCAGAGCCCGGACUUGAACCUGAUCGAACAUCUCUGGAGAGACCUGAAAAUAGCUGUGCAGCGACGCUCCCCAUCCAACCUGACAGAGCUUGAGAGGAUCUGCAGAGAAGAAUGGGAGAAACUCCCCAAAUACAGGUGUGCCAAGCUUGUAGCGUCAUACCCAAGAAGACUUGAGGCUGUAAUCGCUGCCAAAGGUGCUUCAACAAAGUACUGAGUAAAGGGUCUGAAUACUUAUGUAAAUAUGAUAUUUCAGUUUUUUAUAUUUUAUACAUUUGCAAAAAAUUCUAAAAACCUGUUUUUGCUUUGUCAUUAUGGGGUAUUGUGUGUAGAUUGAUGAGGGAAAAAAAUAACAAUUUAAUCAAUUUUAGAAUAAGGCUGUAACGUAAAAUAUUUUGGGAAGAAGUCAAAUGCGCUGUAAGUGCAGCUCAACAGUCUCCACCCUGUCAUGUUGGUCUGUCCUCUGCCGAACACUGUAUUUACCUCCAUUCCUUUGCCAGAUGAGAUGAAUCGAUCCAACAUGGGAACAAGUGACUCAGAGAAGGUCAUCAAGCAUCUGAACGAGGAGCUUCAUGAGGCCCACGAGCUCUCCAACACAGGAAAACUGAAAUGCAUGGAACUACAAGGUAAUGGAAAAGCUUUGGGAAUGACACUCACACAACAGUGGAUUAUAAUAUAAUAAUAAUAUAUGCCAUUUAGCAGACGCUUUUAUCCAAAGCGACUUACAGUCAUUACCCAAUACUGUAUCAAGUAAAAGGCACAAGCACACACAACAGCUGCAGCAGUGAAUGUUCUCAGUUAGAGAAGUUAACUUAAUGUAUUAUUUGUGUCAUACAUUGCAGGUGUCCUGGAGGAGGAGAGGAGAGCCAACAAGCAGCAAGCUGACGAGUCUGCAAAACAGAUGAAACUCCUACACGGUAGCUAUGGGCCUUAGUGUGUGUGUUGUUUGUAGUAAGGAUCUUCCUUACUACAAUUAAUUUUGGGGUGUGUGAGAAAUGUGCAGGAAUGUGUGUGGGUAGAGCUGGGUUUUUGUUUGUAUGCGUGUCUGUUCAUGAAUCUAGGCAACUGUAUAUGUGGUUCAAGUUUGUGUGUAGUUGUGUUGUUGGUUCAGUCCUGUGAGAUAGAGAGAGCUUCACUGCACAAUACCCCCCCCCCCCCCCCCAUCACCCAUCAUGUGUAUCACCCUUCUGCACCCAGUUAAUGAAAUAACCCACGGCCGGCCCCCUCAUUAGGCGGCAACCUAUGGCGGCAGAUUGUCGAAGGCGGCAUUUUCUGAGCUGAACUGACCAAGACGCACCUCCAACUACACAUAAAACCCUCACGUAAUUCUACCCAAAAAUAAAGACAAUUUCUCUCAACUAGUGGCAUAUGGGCUUUUUAGGUGAGCGCUGAUGCCGCCCUUUGAUAAGCAGUGCCCACAGGCUAAGGCGCAAAAUAUUUUGCUUGUCCAUUCCCAGCAUGCCUCUCCAGGGUGCUGUUGGAAAGACGCAUCUCUGCAGUGCUCCACCAACGUUCUGUCAAAAUAAUUAUCUAACAUAAAUCAUGUAGCAGAUAUAGGAUAUGGUAGAAAGAAUAUGUGGCCUUUUCUGUAGCCUACAGGCUGGAGAUAAAAUGAAUGACAAUGUAAUGAGACAGACACUUUUUCCAUCAUACAGGUUUCUCCGAUCAAAUAGCCAAACCUAAAUGGCAAUCAAUCAAAUAAAAAAUGCGCUGACAUUUAACAAACAACAUAUCCUAAAAACAGGACAGGUCAAAGUAAAAUGGACAAUAUGGAAUGGACAAUCACAACUGUUGUCCAGGAGCUUCACCCCAUUGUCAUGAUCAGUGGUUUCAAGUUUGUAUCCGUCAAUUUUUGAGAAGCUGAUCAUAGUGUAAACACAUUGCAAAUAGGCUUGUGAUAACUCCUGAUAAAGUUGCGUAGCUGAUAUUCAGAGCUUAAAUAAUCAAUGCAAUGGUCUGUUUUACAAACGGUGGGCCUACCACAUGGAUGGGCAUUCACAUGGAUGGGCAUUUUUUGGUCUUGCCUAUGGUGGCAAAACGGCAAGGACCGGCCCUGAUAUAAAUUCCAUUGUGGGCUGACAUGGUAGGCUACACCCCAGUAAGCACGAGCUGACGUCUUUUGGAAGUCGUUUUUUGUGUGUUUUACAAACAGUAGGCUUACCUCAUAGAUGGGCAUUCAUAAAAUUCAAUUUCAGGCAACACUGUAGUCUACACCUUUUGGACGUCUUGUUUUGGUGCAGUUCCAGACUGGAUUUCCACAUCCACGGACAUUGGUCUUUGGUCUGGAUCAAAUCUGAACCAAUCAUAGACGUCUAUGUUUGGUUCAGAUUUUGUCCGGUCUGGACCAGCCUUGAUUUGGCCCAAACAUAAACGUCUAUAAAUGACAUAUUUUCAACUUUCAUUCAGAACCAAAAAUGAGCCUGAUUUCAACAUACGGAAAAUACAUAUUUUCAACAUCUGGAAAAUAAGUAUUUUCAACUUUCAUUCAGAACAGUUAUGGUGAUGAGGAUGUGACUAAAAAGGUGACCAGCGCUGUGGAUAGGGUGACUUCUGACUACCAAUCCGGUUCAUCCUCAGAUGAGGAUAGUGGCCUCAGGGAAACCCGUCCUCCCCCUACCUUCCUCCAAAAUCACCACACAUACCAGGUGAUCUACCCAGCUGCUCCUUUGUGGUGUCCUCCAGUGCCCAAGCAGAAGAAGAUGGGGCCCGGUAUAUAAUGGCCCUCCACAUCCUCCUCACUAUGGCUUCAGACCCCAAGGCAGACCCACCCAGCCCUUCAGACACAACAGCUGGGCUCUGCCUGGCCAGAGAGGGGGGCAUGGAUACUGGGGUGGCACUCCAGGCCUGGCUUACUGUUAGGGACCACUGUAGCAAGUGUUGACGUUAGUAUUAGCCUGUUCCAGGUGCCCAGGUUUCCUGAGCUGUUGAGCGUAACCACUAGAGCCAUCAUUCUCGUGAUGGCGCCGUAGAGGAUGGCUGCCGUUUUACAGCCCUCCAACCAAUUGUACUAUUAUGUGUGUUUUUUCGCGUUAUUUGUAAUUUAUUCUGUACAUAAUGGUUCUGCCAUCGUCUCUUAUAACCAAAAAGAGCUUCUGGAUAUCAGGACACCGAUUACUCACCUCGUAUUGGACAAAGAUUUUUUCUUCGACGAGUCGGACGCGAAGCAAAUCCUACAGACACCCGACAAGGCCCAAAUCCCUGUCAUUCGCAGGAGAAAGAGACAGAGAUAUUGUGGACGUAGGUCGGGGUGCCUUGUAAGGAUACGACGGCGAGCGAGUAAACUGCCUCUUCCAUCAAUCCUAAUAGCCAAUGUUCAAUCAUUUGAAACUAAAUUAGAUGACAACAGGUGGUGCACAAAAUCAAAUACUAAGGAAGUCUCAAGGUUUUGCUCACCUGAGGUAGAGUAUCUUAUGAUAAGCUGUAGACCACACUAUUUACCAAGAGAGUUUUCAUCUAUAUUUUUCAUAGCUGUCUAUUUACCACCACAAACCAAUGCUGGCAUUAAGAUUGCACUCAAUGAGCUCUAUGAGGCCAUAAGUAAACAGGAAAACGCUCAUCCAGAGGCAGCACUCCUAGUGGCUGGGGACUUUAAUGCAGGGAAACUUAAAUCCGUUCUACCUAAUUUCUACCAGCAUGUUAAAUGUGCAACCAGAGGAAAAAAAACUCUAGACCACCUUUACUCCACACACAGAGACGCAUACAAAGCUCUCCCUCGCCCUCCAUUUGGCAAAUCUGACCAUAACUCUGUCCUCCUGAUUCCUGCUUAUAAGCAAAAACUAAAGCAGGAAGCACCAGUGACUCGGUUAAUAAAAAAGUGGUCAGAUGACGCAGAUGCUAAGCUACAGGACUGUUUUGCUAGUUGACUGGAACAUGUUCCGGGAUUCUUCAGAUAGCAUUGAGGAGUACACCACAUCAGUCACUGGCUUCAUCAAUAAGUGCAUCGAUGAUGUCGUCCCCACAGUGACCGUACGUACAUACCCCAACCAGAAGCCAUGGAUUACAGGCAACAUCCGCACUGAGCUAAAGGGUAGAGCUGCCGCUUUCAAGGAGCGUGACUCUAACCCAAACGCUUAUAAGAAAUCCCGCUAUGCCCUCCGACGAACCAUCAAACAGGCAAAGAGUCAAUACAGGACUAAGAUUGAAUCAUACUACACCGGCUCUGACGCUCGUCGGAUGUGGCAGGGCAUGAAAACUAUUACAGACUACAAAGGGAAGCACAGCCGCGAGCUGCCCAGUGACACAAGCCUACCAAACGAGCUAAACCACUUCUGUGCUCGCUUCGAGGCAAGCAACACUGAAGUAUGCAUGAGAGCACCAGCUGUUCCGGAUGACUAUGUGAUCACGCUCUCCGUAUCCGAUGUGAGUAAGACUUUUAAUCAGGUCAACAUUUACAAGGCCGCAGGGCCAGAUGGAUUACAAGGACGUGUACUCCAAGCAUGUGCUGACCAACUGGCAAGUGUCUUCACUGACAUUUUCAACAUGUCCCUGACUGUAAUACCAACAUGUUUCAAGCAGACUACCAUAUUCCCCAUGCCCAAGGACACUAAGAUAACCUGCCUAAAUGACUACCGACCCGUAGCACUGACGUCUGUAGCCAUGAAGUGCUUUGAAAGGCUGGUCAUGGCUCACAUCAACACCAUUAUCCCAGAAACCCUAGACCCACUCCAAUUUGCAUACCGCCCCAACAGAUCCACAGAUGAUGCAAUCUCUAUUGCACUCCACACUCCCCUUUCCCACCUGGACAAGAGGAACACCUACGUGAGAAUGCUAUUCAUUGACUACAGCUCAGCGUUCAACACCAUAGUGCCCAUCACUAAGCUAAGGAUCCUGGGACUAAACACCUCCCUCUGCAACUGGAUCCUGGACUUCCUGACGGGCCGCCCCCAGGUGGUAAGGGUAGGUAACAACACAUCUGCCACGCUGAUCCUCAACACGGGGGACCCUCAGGGGUGUGUGCUCAGUCCCCUCCUGUACUCCCUGUUCACCCAUGACUGCAUGGCCAGGCACGACUCCAACACCAUCAUUAAGUUUGCCGAUAACACAACAGUGGUAGGCCUGAUCACCGACAACAAUGAGACAGCCUAUAGGGAGGAGGUCAGAGACCUGGCCGUGUGGUGCCAGGAUAACAACCUCUCCCUCAACGUGACCAAUACAAAGGAGAUGAUUGUGGACUACAGGAAAAAAAAGAGGACUGAGCACGCCCCCAUUCUCAUCGACGGGGCUGUAGUGGAACAAGUUGAGAGCUUCAAGUUCCUUGGUGUCGACAUCACCAACGAACUAUCAUGGUCCAAACACACCAUGGCAGUCAUGAAGGGGGCACGACAAAGCCUAUUCCCCCUCAGGAGACUGAAAAGAUUUGGCAUGGGUCCUCAGAUCCUCAAAAAGUUAUACAGCUGCACCAUCGAGAGCAUCCUGACUGGUUGCAUCACCGCCUGGUAUGGCAACUGCUCGGCCUCUGACCGCAAGGCACUACAGAGGGUAGUGCGUACGGCCCAGUACAUCACUGGAGCCAAGCUUCCUGCCAUCCAGGACCUCUAUACCAGGCGGUGUCAGAGGAAGGCCCUCAAAAUUGUCAAAGACUCCAGCCAUCCUAGUCAUAGACUGUUCUCUCUGCUACCGCACGGCAAGCGGUACCGGAGCGCCAACUCUAGGUCCAAAAGGCUUCUCAACAGCUUCUACCCCCAAGCCAUAAGACUUCUGAACAGCUAAUCAUGGCUACCCGGACUAUUUGCACUGCCCCCACCCCCCCACCCCAUAUUUUUACGCUGCUGCUACUCUGUGAAUUAUUUAUUCAUAGUCACUUUAACUCUACCCACAUGUACAGUGAGGGAAAAAAGUAUUUGAUCCCCUGCUGAUUUUGUCCGUUUGCCCACUGACAAAGACAUGAUCAGUCUAUAAUUUUAAUGGUAGGUUUAUUUGAACAGUGAGAGACAGAAUAUCAACAAAAAACUCCAGAGAAACCCAUGUCAAAAAUUUUAUCAAUUGAUUUGCAUUUUAAUGAGGGAAAUAAGUAUUUGACCCCUCUGCAAAACAUGACUUAGUACUUGGUGGCAAAACCCUUGUUGGCAAUCACAGAGGUCAGACGUUUCUUGUAGUUGGCCACCAGGUUUGCACACAUCUCAGGAGGGAUUUUGUCCCACUCCUCUUUGCAGAUCUUCUCCAAAUCAUUAAGGUUUCGAGGCUGACGUUUGGCAACUCGAAACUUCAGCUCCCUCCACAGAUUUUCUAUGGGAUUAAGGUCUGAAGACUGGCUAGGCCACUCCAGGACCUUAAUGUGCUUCUUCUUGAGCCACUCCUUUGUUGCCUUGGUCGUGUGUUUUGGGUCAUUGUCAUGCUGGAAUACCCAUCCAUGACCCAUUUUCAAUGCCCUGGCUGAGGGAAGGAGGUUCUCACCCAAGAUUUGACGGUACAUGGCCCCGUCCAUCGUCCCUUUGAUGCAGUGAAGUUGUCCUGUCCCCUUAGCAGAAAAACACCCCCAAAGCAUAAUGUUUCCACCUCCAUGUUUGACGGUGGGGAUGGUGUUCUUGGGGUCAUAGGCAGCAUUCCUCCUCCUCCAAACACGGCGAGUUGAGUUGAUGCCAAAGAGCUCGAUUUUGGUCUCAUCUGACCACAACACUUUCACCCAGUUCUCCUCUGAAUCAUUCAGAUGUUCAUUGGCAAACUUCAGACGGCCCUGUAUAUGUGCUUUCUUGAGCAGGGGGACCAUGCGGGCGCUGCAGGAUUUCAGUCCUUCACUGCGUAGUGUGUUACCAAUUGUUUUCUUGGUGACUAUGGUCCCAGCUGCCUUGAGAUCAUUGACAAGAUCCUCCCGUGUAGUUCAGGGCUGAUUCCUCACCGUUCUCAUGAUCAUUGCAACUCCACGAGGUGAGAUCUUGCAUGGAGCCCCAGGCCGAGGGAGAUUGACAGUUAUUUUGUUUCUUCCAUUUGCGAAUAAUCGCACCAACUGUUGUCACCUUCUCACCAAGCUGCUUGGCGAUGGUCUUGUAGCCCAUUCCAGCCUUGUGUAGGUCUACAAUCUUGUCCCUGACAUCCUUGGAGAGCUCUUUGGUCUUGGCCAUGGUGGAGAGUUUGGAAUCUGAUUGAUUGAUUGCUUCUGUGGACAGGUGUCUUUUAUACAGGUAACAAACUGAGAUUAGGAGCACUCCCUUUAAGAGUGUGCUCCUAAUCUCAGCUCGUUACCUGUAUAAAAGACACCUGGGAGCCAGAAAUCUUUCUGAUUGAGAGGGGGUCAAAUACUUAUUUCCCUCGUUAAAAUGCAAAUCAAUUUAUAAAAUGUUUGACAUGCGUUUUCUGGAUGUCUUUCACUGUUCAAAUAAACCUACCAUUAAAAUUAUAGACUGAUCAUUUCUUUGUCAGUGGGCAAACUUACAAAAUCAGCAGGGGAUCAAAUACUUUUUUCCCUCACUGUACAUAUUACCUCAACUAUCUCAACUAGCCGGUGCCCCCGCACAUUGACUCUGCACCGGUACCCCCCUGUGUAUAGCCUCCCUACUGUUAUUUUAUUUUACUUCUGCUCUUUUUUUCUCAAUACUUUUUUGUUGUUGUUGUUUUAUUUGACUUUUUUUAUAAAAAAAUUAAUGCAUUGUUGGUUAAGGGCUGUAAGUAAGCAUUUCACGGUAAUGUCUACACCUGUUGUAUUCGGCGCAUGUGGCAAAUAACAUUUUAUUUUAUUUGAUUUGAAGCAAUAGUUCAAGGGCGGCAGGUAGCCUAGCGGUUAAGAGCGUUGGGCCAGUAACUGAAUGGUUGUUGGUUUGAAUCCCGAGCCGACUAGGUGAGAAAUCUGUCGAUGUGCCUUUGAGCAAGGCACUUAACCCUAAUUGCUCCAGUAAGUCGCUCUGGAUAAGAGCAUCUGCAAAAAAAUGUAAACAGAAAAUUGACCUGAUUUCAAUGUCCCGAAAAUAUGUAUUUUUUUAUGUUUGGAAAAUAUGCCUUUUCAAUGUUCUGGAAAAUAUGUAUUUUAAACAUGGAAAAUACCUUUUCACCUUUCAUUCAGAACCUAAAUUGAACCUAACUUCAAUGUCUGGAAAUACGUAUUUUCAACGUCAUUUUGCUUACUGGGACCGAUCCUGAUAUAACCCUUCUCAUCCUUAAAAAUGUCCACUGUCUUCUGUGUGAACAGGCCAGCUGCGACAGCUACAGGACGAGCUGGGGGUCCUCAGAGAGCAGAAAGACAGCGCCUCCCUGAGUUCACAAGAUGAACUGCACAGAUCCCGAGAAGAAGUGAAGACGCUGCGUCGCGCCCUUGAUGCUGCCACCGCCGAUUGGAAGCGGGAGGUCUCUACAGUCCAGGGUAACCUAGCAACCGUCUCCAAGGAGAUGGAGAAGUGGCGACAGACAGCCAGCAAGUACGAGCGUGAGAUGAAAGGCCUGCAAGGUGACCUACAGCAGCAGAGCAAGCAGUGGCAGAAGGCUGCCGAGUCACAAGGUACUACAUAAACAGUGCAUAGAAAAUACAUAAAAAAUAUUGAUAUGCUGUACACACAAUGUUGAUCUGUAAUAAUGAGCAUUAUAUAUGUGAUUUAUAAAGCAUUUGUACAAAAAGUUGCUUCACAGUUGCAUUCAUGUGAAAGUAUGUCCACAUCAACUUAGUUUGGGCAGCUAAUCAGCCCAGAAUAGACAUUGACUAAAUAAUUUGACUGAAAGUAUCAAGGAGUUAACUGAAGCAGAAACAGACUAUCAACCACGCUGUGAUAUACUGCCAUGUCUGAGGGUCCCUAUGGUUUUCUACAGCAGGUGAACUGGAGUCUAUGCAGAGGGAGUGCACCAACCUCCAGAGGGAGGUGUCAUCCCUGCGCUCAGAGAAACAGGAAGUGCUGAAUAAACACCAGAAGGAGUGUGCUGCCCUCAGGGCGGAGAAGGAGGAACUGCUCAGGGCUCACCAGAAGGAGAAGGAGAACCUACAGAGUGAGAGUGCUGUCAUGCGCUCAGAGAAAGAGGCCAUGUUGAAGAAGCAAAAGGAGCUAGAGAAGGAUUUGGCCAGGUCAGUCAGUAGUCUGAAACACAACUGGCAAGAACAUCUGUGCAUAAACAUCAAACACUGAUUUGAUGGUGCACAACUCAACUCAAAAAUUAUCCCAGUAUGUCUCUGCCGCUCUCACACUCCCCCUUACUCUAAUCCCCUGUUAUCUUUGACUCUUUCUUUCGUGCGCACACACACACACACCGACACACACACACACACACACACACAUAUACACACACACACAUACACACACACACAAACUGGGAUAUGCUUAACACCCCGGCCAACCUACAAUCUAAACUAGAUGCCCUCAAUCUCAUACAAAUUAUCAACGAACCUACCAGGUACAACCCUAAAUCUGUAAACAUGGGCAUCUAGAUAUCAUCCUGACAAAUGUACCCUCUAAAUACACCUCCGCUGUCUUCAACCAGGAUCUCAGCGAUCACUGCCUUUUUGCCUGCGUCUGUAAUGGGUCCGCGGUCAAACGUCCACCCCUCAUCACUGUCAAACGCUCCCUAAAACACUUUAGCGAGCAGGCCUUUCUAAUUGACCUGGCCCGGGUAUCUUGGAUGGAUAUUGACCUCAUUCCGUCAGUAGAGGAUGCCUGGUUGUUCUUUAAAAGUGCUUUCCUCUCAAUCUUAAAUAAGCAUGCCCCAUUAAAAAAAUUCAGAACUAAGAACAGAUAUAGCCCCUGGUUCUCCUCAGACUUGACUGCCCUUGACCAGCACAAAAACAUCCUGUGGCGUACUGCAUUAGCAUCGAACAGCCCCCACGAUAUGCAACUUUUCAGGGAAGUCAGGAACCAAUAUACACAAUCAGUUAGGAAAGCAAAGGCUAGCUUUUUCAAACAGAAAUUUGCAUCCUGUAGCACUAACUCCAAAAAGUUUUGGGACACUGUAAAGUCCAUGGAAAAUAAGAGCACCUCCUCCCAACUGCCCACUGCACUGAGGCUAGGAAACACUGUCACCACCGAUAAAUCUACAAUAAUCGAGAAUUUCAACAAGCAUUUUGCUACGGCUGGCCAUGCUUUCCACCUGGCUACCACUACCCCGGCCACCAGCUCUGGACCCCUACAAAUCAGCUGGGCUAGACAAUCUGGACCCUUUCUUUCUAAAAUUAGCUGCCGAAAUUGUCGCAACCCCUAUUUCUACCCUGUUCAACCUCUCUUUCGUAACGUCUGAGAUCCCCAGAGAUUGGAAAGCUGCCGCGGUCAUCCCCCUCUUCAAACGGUGUGACACUCUAGAUCCAAACUGUUACAGACCUAUAUCCAUCCUGCCCUGCCUUUCGAAAGUAUUUGAAAGCCAAGUUAACAAACAGAUCACCGACCAUUUUGAAUCCCACCGUACCUUCUCCGCUAUGCAAUCCGGUUUCCGAGCUGGUCAUGGGUGCACCUCAGCCACGCUCAAGGUCCUAAACGAUAUUAUAACCGCGAUCGAUAAAAGACAGUACUGCGCAGCCGUCUUCAUCGACCUGGCCAAGGCUUUCGACUCUGUCAACCACCGCAUUCUUAUUGGCAGACUAAAUAGCCUUGGUUUCUCUAAUGACUGCCUCGCCUGGUUCACCAACUACUUCUCAGAUAGAGUUCAAUGUGUCAAAUCGGAGGGCCUGUUGUCUGGACCUCUGGCCGUCUCUAUGGGGGUGCCACAGGGUUCAAUUCUCGGGCCGACUCUAUUCUCUGUGUAUAUCAAUGAUGUUGCUCUUGCUGCUGGUGAAGCUCGGAUCCACCUCUAUGCAGACGACACCAUUUUGUAAACAUCUGGCCCUUCAUUGAACACUGUGUUAACAAACCUCCAAACGAGCUUCAACGCCAUACAACACCCCUUCCGCAGCCUCCAACUGCUCUUAAACACUAGUAAAACUAAAUGCAUGCUCUUCAACCGAACGCUGCUUGCACCCGCCCACCCGACUAGAAUCACUACUCUCGGCGGGUCUGACCUAGAGUAUGUGGACAACUACAAAUACCUAGGUGUCUGGUUAGACUGUAAACUCUCCUUCCAGACUCACAUUAAGCAUCUCCAAUCAAAAGUUAGAUCUAGAAUCGGCUUCCUAUUUCGCAACAAAGCCUCCUUCACUCAUGCUGCCAAACAUGCCCUCGUAAAACUGACUAUCCUACCGAUCCUUGACUUCGGCGAUGUCAUUUACAAAAUAGCCUCCAACACUCUACUCAGCAAAUUGGAUGUAGUCAAUCACAGUGCCAUCCGUUUUGUCACCAAAGCCCCAUAUACUACCCACCAUUGUGACCUUUACGCUCUUGUUGGCUGGCCCUCACUACAUAUUCGUCGCCAAACCCAUUGGCUCCAGGUCAUCUAUAAAUCACUGCUAGGCAAAUCCCCGUCUUACCUUAGCUCACUGGUCACCAUAGCAACACCCACCCGUAGUCUGCGCUCCAGCAGGUAUAUCUCACUGGUCAUCCCCAAAGCCAACACCUCCUUUGGCCGCCAUUCCUUCCAGUUCUCUGCUGCCAAUGACUGGAACGAACUGCAAAAAUCUCUGAAGCUGGAGACUCUUAUCUCCCUCACUAAAUUUAAGCGUCAGUUGUCAGAGCAGCUUACCGAUCACUGCACCUGUACACAGCCAUUUUGAAAUUAGCCCACCCAACUACCUCAUCUCCAUAUUGUUAUUUAUUUUGCUAAUUUGCACCGCAGUAUCUCUAUUUGCACAUCAUCUUUUGCACAUCUAUCAUUCCAGUGUUAAUACGAAAUUGUAACUAUUUUGCACUAUGGCCUAUUUAUUGCCUUACCUCCAUAACUUACUACAUUCGCACACACUGUAUAUAUAUUUUCUGUUUGUAUUUUUGACUUUAUGUUUUGUUUACCCCAUAUGUAACUCUGUGUUGUUGUUUUUAUCGCACUGCUUUGGUUUAUCUUGGCCAGGUCGCAGUUGUAAAUGAGAACUUGUUCUCAACUGGCUUACCUGGUUAAAUAAAGGUGAAAUAAAUAAAUAGAAAAAUAAAUAAAAUUAACAGACCAAUACAUUUGACAUUGAAAUGGUCACAAUUAGAAUACAUUGGGCUACAUAUCAUUCAUAUACAGUAACACUGUUCCUGACCUCUGUCUCUCUAUCUUUCUCCUUCUCUCUCGGUCUCUCUUCUUCUUCAUCUCUCUUUCUACCCCUCUCUCUCCCAGCUCAUGUGCCCAGAGUGCUGAGCUGAGCAGCAUUCUGAAGGCCCUGGAGCUCUCUCAGGGGGAGAUGGAGAAGAGGCUGGGGGCCCAGCAGGAGCAGCACCAGCAGGAUAACACCAAGCUUCAGAGCCAGCUGGACCAGUCAGACGGCCGCACCAAGGACCUGCAGAGAGAGGUGGGCACAGAGGAUGCGCACGCUGUCUUCCUCCCUUCCUUGAAGUAAUCCCUGAUCUAUGAUCUGACAUGACUGGAUAGGCUAUAAAAGCUACAGUAUAUAAUGGAACCCAGAAUGAUCACAAUCCUAUCUUGUUAGCCCAGUGGUCACUUCACGGAAGGGAGGAAGGAAGGAUGUAUGUUCAAAGUAUUUGAAGAGGGCCUGGACUUUUACAACCCCCAUUUUUAUCCAAUUUGAAACAGAAGCCUUACGGUUGCUCUAUGCAUGUUUUAUGAAUGCCCUGUAAUAUUUAUAACCUCUCUGUUUUCAGUACGAAGAGACCCGGACCGAGCUGUCAGACCUGAAGGAGAAGUUUGAGAGGACCGAGCAGGAAAAGCAGUCGAUCACUGAUGAGCUUGAGGAGUGUAAAGCUGACCUGAAAAUGCUGCGGGAGAAAGGAAACAAAGUGAGUUAUCCACUAUGAAGACUUUCCAUAUGAUACUGCCAGUAAGAAGAAGGGAUAUUGCAUGAAUCAUCUUCAACACGCAUACUGUAAAUAUAUACAGUACCAGUCAAAAGUUUGGAUACACCUAGUCAUUCCAGGAUUUUUCUUUAUUUUUACUAUUUUCUACAUUGAAGAAUAAUAGACAUCAAAACUAUGAAAUAACACAUAUGUAAUCAUGUAGUAACCAAAAAAGUGUUAAACAAAUCAAAAUAUAUUUUAGAUUUGAGAUUCUUCAAAGUAGCCACCCUUUGCCUUGAUGACAGCUUUGCACACUCAUGGCAUUCUUAAUGCGUUUGAGCCAAUCAGUUGUGUUGUGACAAGGUAGGGGUGUACAGAAGAUAGCCCUAUUUGGAAAAAAAAGACCAAGUCCAUAUUAUGGCAAGAACAACGCAAAUAAACAAAGAGAAAUGACAGUCCAUCAUUACUUUAAGACAUGAAGGUCAGUCAAUCCGGAAAAUGUCAAGAACUUUGAAAGUUUCUUCAAGUGCAGUCGCAAAAACCAUCAAGCGCUAUGAUGAAACUGGCUCUCAUGAGGACCGCCACAGGAAAGGAAGACCCAGAGUUACCUCUGCUGCUGAGGAUAAGUUAAUUAGAGUUAACUGCACCUCAGAUUGCAGCCCAAAUAAAUGCUUCACAGUGUUCAAGUAACACUGCGUGAAUCAGGCCUUCAUGGUCGAAUUGCUGCAAAGAAACCACUACUAAAGGACACCAAUAAGAGGAAGAGACUUGCUUGGGCCAAGAAACACGAGCAAUGGACAUUCGACGGGUGGAAAUCUGUCCUUUGGUCUGAUGAGUCCAAAUUUGAGAUUUUUGGUUCCAACCGCCGUGUCUUUGUGAGACGCAGAGUAGGUGAACGGAUUAUCUCUGCAUGUGUGGUUCCCACCUUGAAGCAUGGAGGAGAAGGUGUGAUGGUGUGGGGGUGCUUUGCUGGUGACACUGUCGGUGAUUUAUUUAGAAUUCAAGGCACACUUAACCAAGGAGAGGGAUGGAGUGCUGCAUCAGAUGACCUGGCCUCCACAAUCACCCGACCUCAACCCAAUUGAGAUGGUUUGGGAUGAGUUGGACCGCAGAGUGAAGGAAAAGCAGCCAACAAGUGCUCAGCAUAUGUGGGAACUCCUUCAAGACUGUUGGAAAAGCAUUCCAGGUGAAGCUGGUUGAAAAAAUGCCAAGAGUGUGUAAAGCUGUCAUCAAGCGAAGGUUGGCUACUUUGAAGAAUCUAAAAUCUAAAAUAUAUUUGAUUUGUUUAACACUUUUAUGGUUACUACAUGAUUCCACAUAUGUUAUUUCAUAGUUUUGAUGUCUUCACUAUUAUUCUACAAUGUAGAAAAUAGUAAAAAUAAAGAAAAACCCUUGAAUGAGUAGGUGUGUCCAAACUUUGACUGGUACUGUAUGUUUUAGAAAUGUUGGGUUGAAGUUGAAUUCAAAUGUUGAGUUGAGAUGAGUUCAGAUGAAAUUGACUUCAAGCAGCACCAGUAGCAGGCUACCCCUUCCUUUGAGUUUCAAGUUUCAAAGUUUCAGAAUUUAUUCGCCGCUUGCACAGGAUACAACAGGUGUAAAACAGUACAGUGAAAUUCUUACCUUGAGGGCUCUUUCCCAACAAUGCAGGGAUAAUAAUUAUAAUUAUAAUAAUAAUAUAGGUAAUAAUAGAAAAUAUAAUAAAAUAUAAAACCACACAAGAACUACGAUGUGAGUUAAGGAAACACGAGAAUGGGUUCUGCAUAUCCCACAAGAAUAGCAACUUCAGAGAGAUGGAGAGCAGAACACCUGAUACCAGUUCUGCGAAUGCUAUUCUCAGUUCCAUUCCACAUAGCAUUAGAAGGUUAGACUUUUUUUAAAGGAGAAAUAACCUCAGACACAAACAUGAAUCGUGGGAGGAAGGAUUCACCAGAGCAUUUCUAAUCACACCACACCUGCUCCCUCCGUCCUCCCUCCUCCCUACACGCUUGUCCCUUGACUGUUGCUUCUAGACUUAGACACGCUUGUAGUAUGUUAGAAUAUGGUCAGAGACAUAUUGUGUUGUGUAUUUUAUUUACCAAUAUCAAUAUGUGGUCCUCUGUAGCUCAGCUGGUAGAACACGGCGCUUGUAACUCCAAGGUAGUGGGUUCGAUCCCCGGGACCACCCAUACACACAAAAAAAAAUUGCUAAAUGGCAUAUUAUUAUUAAUAUACUGAGUGUACAAAACAUUAGGAACACUUUCCUAAUAUUGAGUUGCACCUCCUUUUGCCCUCAGAACAGCCUACCUUUGUCGGGGCAUGGACUCUACAAGGUGUCGAAAGCAUUCCACAGGGAUGCUGGCCCAUGUUGGCUCCAAUGCUUCCCACAGUUGUGUCAAGUUGGCUGGAUGUCCUUUGGGUGGGGGACCAUUCUUGAUACACACGGGAAACUGUUGAGCGUGAAAAACCCAGCAGCGUUGCAGUUCUUGACACACUCAAACCGGUAUGCCUGGCACCUACUACCAUACCCCAUUCAAAGGCACUUAAAUAUUUUGUCUUGCCCAUUCACCCUCUGAAUGGCACACAUACACAAUCCAUGUCUCAAGGCUUAAAAAUCCUUCUUUAACCUGUCUCCUCCCAUUCAUAUGCACUGAUUUGAAAUGAAUUUAACAAUUGACAUCGAUAAGGGAUCAUAGCUUUAACCUGGAUUCACCUGGUCAGUCAAUGUCAUGGAAAGAGCAGGUGUUCCUAAUGUUUAAUACACUCAGUAUAUUUGAUGAGUUGACCCCCUCUUCUGGGGUCAAAUUCACCCAUUCCCAAUGAUGUCUCUUUAUAUCCCUUCCCUCCUGUAGACCUCCCUAUUGCUGCCUGUCCAAGCCAUACUCAUCGGCCUUAUCCUGGCUUUGCUGUAUUGGUGCUUCGGCGCAUUGUGGUAGAAAGGUACACCGUACUCCUGUCCAGUCAACCCGGCCUACAUCUCGCAUCGUUUGUCUCUGUCAGCACACUGCAUGAAACAAAUCUAAAAUCUGUCUCGAAAUUGAAAAGUCUCUCUCAUUCCUCAGAAAUACUGAGGAAAAUACAGUGUUGUCUCCCCAUGACAGAACUAACAUUUCUAAUAUGACAUCUUCCCCUCUUGCCUGGAUCAUUAAUAUCUAACAAAUCUCUCUUUCUAUGGGCUGAUUUUUGUCUUGUCUUUAUCUAUGUUAACAUGUUGCUUUUAACCGUUAUUUUUCUCUGUGCAUUCCACGACAGCUUUGGCCAAUCAAGUGCUGUUAAAGGGCUAGAGCAGCCUGUCAGACAGAGCUGAGGUCAGUGUUUCAGUUUGUGUCACUUCCUAUUUCAGAGUGGAUGGAUCGUGUGGGUGCCUCACGCAGUUGCCGUGGUAGCGACUAUGACUGCUGCCGUGCUCUACGCCAGGACCUGAGUGUGAGACACACACACAUACACAUACACAC